Molecule: messenger RNA, 2376 nt
Organism: Menidia menidia (Atlantic silverside)
Lineage: Eukaryota; Metazoa; Chordata; Actinopteri; Atheriniformes; Atherinopsidae
Source: the annotation of a GenBank genome assembly
UAUGCUCUCGGGUUUAAUUUAAGACUUCCUUUUUUAUUAUUUUGAUCAUUACAUGUAUCGUAUAUGAUUUUAUUUUCAUUCCAGCGUAACAAUUAGUUGUUCUUUUUUAUCAUUACGGAAAGUUGACAUUUUUCCCAGCUAGCUCGUUUCAUCAGCGAAAGUGAAAGUAACACUGUAGUCUGGUCUGAAGGGGAAAACCAACCAGCUUCACAGUAUCCUUCGUCCCUCUAAGUGCAGUCCUUCACUGUACAGAGGAGACCAGAAAGCCAGAGGGAACAUUUACAACGAUGACGAACUUUUCUACCAUUUAUAAACUGUCCCUGGUUGCUGUUACCUGCCUCGUCCACGCCUGCAGCAGCAGCUGUCCAGUGAUGGAGUGCUGGUUCGUGCAGGAGAAGGCGGGUCGGGGUGGAGGUUUAGCCGGGGCAACAACGCAGGAGAAAACCCUGAUUCACAUCAGGAAGGACACACAAAGCCAGAGCGCAGAGUCCCGGCGGGCUCCGGCAGACAUCAACCCAGAGAGAGUUUACACCUUCACAGACCCGGCUGCCACUCUGUGCCAACCGGCUUUCAACCCCCCCAGAGGCUCCGUCGAGAAGCCCCAGUGUGAAGUAAACCCCUUCGUGCCACAGCCCUCCAGCCUCAAAUGGGUGGCCUCCCUCACAGAGUCCGCCCUCAGCCCCAUUUACCUUGAAGCCGAGUGGUUCUCUGCCUCCUUCCACGGCCUCAACCAGCGCCUGGGCGUCUCCACCAUCUCGCGAGCCCCCACGGGCUCCAAAGAGCACGACGGUGCGGCGCAUUUCAGAGCUCCCUCUUUAAACGUUGAAAGAAGGUUUGUGUCUGAGUUGUUCUGGUGGUCUUUCUCCUCAGUGGUCCUGAGCGUGAGCAGCAGAACCAUGUCUGCUCAGGCCAGACUCGGGGAACCCGUCACGCUGGACUGCGGCUUCCGGGCCGACCCCUCCUCGCCUCUUUCCUCCUCGGGUUUCGCUGUGGAGUGGCGCUACCAGUUCAGAGGUGACGGGCGGCUUGUGCUGGCCUACGACGGCACCUCGGACCGUUUGGCUGACACGCUGGAGGAGGGCGCCACCAUGGACUUUGAGGCUUUGCACCAGAGGGGAAACGCCUCCCUGACCCUGCAAGAGGCCAAAGUGCGCCACUCGGGGAUGUACAUCUGCACCGUGUACCUGCCCUACCUGCUGGCUCAGGUGGUGAUGGAGCUGGAGAUUGUCGAACCUCCGUCCCUCUCCAUCCACCCCUCCCCUCUGCCCCUCACUGUGACCGGUCAGACUUUGAGCGUCCAGUGUGAGGCGUCUGGCUUCUCCCCCCUCCCUCUGGAGCUGAGCUGGGAGUUUAAAGGUUCGGAUGGGAAGUCCAGGCCCCUGGGAACAGGCAGCGUGUCGGGCCACCGGCAGGCCUGGGACGGCACCUUCACCCAGAGCACCCGACUGCAGCUCGACACAUCCAAACUGGACCUGGGCACGGGGGGGGAGGUGGUCUGCGUGGCUGUUCAUCCUGGAGGAACACGCCGAGCCAGCGCCACCCUCAACGUCAUCGGGUUCAGUGGUCCGUCCAUCGAGGACUCGAUGGCGAUGGUCGGUGUGGCCCUAGUGCUCUACGGCUUCAUCAAAUUCAUCUCAUGGACAUUUACAAGCUCAGGCUCAAAUACUGCUGAAAAUCAAGAAAAGAAGGAGAAAUAAAGAUGAAUGAAGUCACCUGAAGUUUGUCAUGAAACUGCUGAAGACUUUGAUAAUGGAUGAGGUCUCCAGAUGUUCUGCUGAUGAUUAUUUUCUUUACAGCUUGUCUGGUCUGCGAGUUAGUGCAAGUGUUUGAUGUAAAAACAGUCAUACUGGAUAUUUUUUUUCUCUUUUAUGCAUUUGUGGAGUUGCUAAACUUUCGGUCUUUUCACUGUUUUUGUAUUUCUGACAGACAUGUCUGCAUUUAGCUUUUGUAAAUGUGUGUUUUUAAAGGGAGCUGUUUUUUGGACAUUAGCUCCCUUUGUGUAAACAGGAAAGGUUCAAGAAACUAGGAUGGUUAAAAUGGUUAUUGUGACCUUUAUACUGGAUAAAUGUGUAAAAACAAAAACAAAACAAAUUAUCAUAUAAUGCUUUUCAUCAUUUCAUGACUCUGAUGAAUCUGUGUGUGUAAUAAAAGAGAUCCUAACUUUUAGAUUAUACUGCUGCCCAGACUGACAACCUAAAUCCUGUUUCUGUAAAUAAAAAGAGUUUAAUGAGUGUGAUUUUUUAAAUAUCUUAAGUUAAAUGUAUAAGAAUGGCUCCAACAAAAUAAUUCAAUUAAAUAAAUGUGAAAGACAUGAUAUGAGAAGAGCUCAUUUUUCUGCUGAACCCUGAAUUUAAAUAAAGGUUUAUUAUUAAACAA